This is a messenger RNA of Photinus pyralis (common eastern firefly), 2167 nucleotides long. RefSeq lists its product as uncharacterized. Bases 545 to 2167 code for a protein of 540 amino acids. The record is from RefSeq and is a predicted model, not a curated record. The transcript has 2 exons. NCBI's taxonomy places the organism in Eukaryota, Metazoa, Arthropoda, Insecta, Coleoptera, Lampyridae.
UAGUUUAGGUACUUUGUGAAUUGAGACAACUUGUAACUGAAAUGCCGAAAUACAAAGGCCGUAUAUGGUCAUAUUUCAAAGAGGUUGACAGAAAUGGUAAAAGUAAUUUUUUGUGUAUAUUUUGUGGUAUGUCGUAUACAAAAAAUGCCACACGAAUGCAAUCUCAUUUGAAAAAAUGUGCCAAAUGCCCCCCGCACAUUAAGAAGUCGUUUGAAUUGCAAUAUUCGCGCUCGUCAUCAAGGGCAUCGCAUUCCACAGGUGAGUUUAAUCAACUUUACGCGAUUGCGGGUAUGAGAUGACGCAACGCAAUAUUAUUAAACAAUUUCAGAAAUUGAUGCAAGUUCAGAUAGAUCUUAUUCUGGGUCGUCUGUAACCACAGAAAGUAGUAUUUUAAGGAAUUUUGUUGAUUCUAUCGAUGACAAUACCAAGAAACAACUAGAUAGAAAACUAGCAAAAGCAAUUUACUGUUCUGGCUGUCCACUUCGUAUUGAUAGAAAAUUCUUACUGGCAAAAUUUCUUCAAGUCUAUACGACCAUCCUACCAAAUGCCAUCCAGAUAUCAGAUAUCAAAUAAACUUCUGAAUGACGAGUACGAAUCUAUAAAAUUUGAUGUAUAUGCAAAAAUUAAACAAGCCUCUACAGUUGCGAUUCAGUGCGACGGAUGGUCAAAUAUUAGAAAUGAGGCCGUAAUAAACUUUAUUGUUACAACACCAAAACCGGUUCUCUUUAAAACAAUGACAACUGGCGCGGAACGUCACACGGGAGAGUACAUAGCCGAAGAAUUAUUGAAAUGUAUUGCGGAAGUCGGUGAGGAAAAAAUUUUCGCUGUUGUUUCUGACAAUGCCACUGCCAUGGAGAAGGCAAAAAAAAUUGUGACUACGAAAUAUCCGUACGUAACUGGAUAUUCCUGCGCGGCCCACACCAUCAAUCUCUUAGUGGAAGAUAUCAUGAAGCUACAGUCUUUAAAGAAUGUGGAGUCUUCAUGUCGAGCACUUAUUAAUGAAAUAAGGGGGUCGCAUAUAAAUCAGGCAACUUUCAAUAAAAUUCAAAUUGAAAAGUAUGGUAAAGUAACUAGUUUAAAAUUGCCUGUGAAAACAAGAUGGGGAUCCAUCUUAUAUUGUUUGAAUAGCCUCUUAAUUACUAAACAAGCUCUGCAACUUCUUGUAAUAAGCCAGGACGGUGAAGGAAUCAAGUUGUCAAAAACUACUAGGCAUCAUAUUCUGGACAACGAUGUUUUCUGGAUUAGGUUGGAGAAAAUUAAAAGUAUAUUAGAACCCAUUGUAAAAUGGAUUACUUUACUGGAAGGAGAUUCUGCUAAGAUGUCACAAGUUUAUGUGGCGGUGGCUGAAAUAGAUGCAUGCAUAAAAACGAAUGUAAAAGCAUUACCAGUUUCUUCUUCUGAAGAAAAGGAGUUAAUUACAUUAUUUGAAAAGCGAAAAUGUAUGAUGUUAAAGCCUAUACAUUUGUCUGCCUAUUUACUUGAUCCACAUUACUGUGGACAAGAGUUGAGCAAUGAGCAACAUGUAACUGCAAUGCAGUUCAUAGAUUCAACAUUAUCUAACCAUCCGCAGUUUCAACAGCACAAACAAACUAUUUGCGUGGAAUUAACUAAUUAUCUAGCAAAAUCGGACAUGUGGAGUGUGGACUUUGUGUGGCAAGUCGCAUCAAAUACUGAUAGUAUUGCCUGGUGGCAAGGCAUAUGCAACAAAACAAAUCUAAAGGAUUUGGCGGUCGCUAUUAUAGGACUCUCGCCGUCUUCUGCAGCAACCGAAAGGUCAUUUAGCACAUACUCGGUUUUGCACUGUAAAAGAAGGAACUUGCUGACUUCCGAGAGAGCUGGAAAACUGCUUUAUGUCUCUCAUAACUCGAAGUUGUUAGACGGAGAAACCAGUUAUAAUUUUAAUUAUGUUUAUGACAAUCCUAUUCCAAAUGUAUUAUUACUUGGAGAAAAAUCAGCACCAACUAUUAGCCUAGUCAAUGAACCUUCAACUUCCAAAGAAGAAGAAAGAAAUACUUCAAAGUCUAUUCCAACAGUUCCAUUAGAGUCCGAUUCUGAUUCGGAAUCAGAUUCUGAAAAUGAAUGUGAAAUUUCUAUUCAUGAUUCAAAUUCUAGUAUUGGUGCUGAAGAGUUUUCUGAUCUAGAUGAUUCGGAUUCUAAGCAAAAAUGA